UAUAUUAUGACUUUUUGGAUUUAAUGUUCCCUCAGGCUCUACUAAGUCGCAUUGUCACUGGAAAUCCGUGAGAAGCAUUGCGGAUCAACGACAGACCUUGAACAUUCAGCUCCGGCAACACCGCCAACGCUUCCGGCUUCUGUUUUUCUACCGCACUUUGAACCAGCAAAAAGUCAUUGAGCUCGAGCUCAACCACACAACCUAAAAAGCAUCUCCUAAAGACCUUGCUUUUACAUUGUUGUCCUUCAUCUUCAACCUCAACAUUGAACCUGUGUAACCAACUGUUCUUCCAUCUUGAUCAUCCAUCCACCUCAGCUUGAAGGUGAACGGCACGACCGACGACUCUCCUUCUUUCCAACGCUUCUUCUCUCACACCAUGGCAUUCGAUGCUGGUGAAGCAGGACUCCCCUCCUUGCUUCUUCAUGCAGCACAAACCGCAGCAGCCGCCGAUGGUCUCACUGCUCCACUGGAAACCAGCGACCCUCAGGGUUUUGCCAAGCAACAAGGUCUAGGCUUGGACCAUGCGUUGGCCGCCGCCAGCAACCAAGCCGCGAGCCGCAAGGUGGGCGGCAAGAAGAAGGGUCCUCCGCUCCGUCGCGGAAAAUGGACUCCCGAAGAGGAAGCCUAUGCCAAUCGCCUGAUUCAAGAAUUCAAGGCGGGUCUGCUCCCAUUGACCGACGGUACCACUCUGCGUACGUUUCUCUCCAAGCUGCUCAACUGCGAUCCCAUGCGCAUUUCGAAAAAGUUCGUGGGUAGCAACUGCAUUGGAAAACAAGUCUUUCGCCGCCGCACGGCCGAUAUCAAUCGCCUGACACCCGAUCAAAUUCAGCAAAGUCGUGCGGAACUGAGCGAAUUGGAACGCCGGUUUCUGGAACGAGUGGCCCAAACCAACCGCGUCAAGUCGGCGUCCGGUGUCGGUGGAGCUUCCACUUCGGCUGCAGCGGCUUCGGCAGUCAGCGCUGCGGCCGUCCUGAGUGGCGGCGGUGGUGGUGGAGGAGGAGGUCAUGCUCAUCAGCAUUUAAUGCAGAAUCAUGCGUCUCUGCAGAGCCACUUCCAAGCACAACCCAAGGAGGAGCCGUCAUUCGAUAUGAAUCCACCAAGUCCUCCGUGGCUCCAGCCACCACUCGGAUACAAGCAAGGAUCGGGUGCCGCCAUGGCCGCCUCGAAUUUGUCAGGAGGAGAAAGCAAGAGCAGGGCGGCAGCUGCGGGCCGUGCGCUUCUCCAAGGUCUCGGUGGAGCCAACCUGAAGGGCCUCAAGGAACGCAAGCAGCCCAGCCAACAACAGCAGCAACAACAACAACAGCAGCAUGCAUCCAAUCCACUGACAUCCCAAGAAAGUGCUGGAUUGUUGGCCAUGGCAGAACUGCAGCGUCGUGCCAGUCAAAACAACUUUUUCUCGAGCAAUUUCGGAGGGUCUUCUGCCAGCGACAUUUUGGCGGCUGCCGCUGCGGCCCGCAAUGGCAGCAAUUCGGCACUAGCGCAAAUUGCCCGCAAUGCAUCAGCAGCGAGGUUGGCUGCCUCUGGAAAUUCCAUGAACAGCCUCAUGAUGAAGACUGGACUGUCUCGGGACCAACUUUCUCAGUUGGCUCGAGACAAGGGAUUAUCAUCCGCGUCGUUGACCAACAUGAUGGAGCGCCAAAACAGCUUUGAUGCGCUCAUGUCUCUGGACUUUCAGAGUCUUCAGUCCAUUGACAACCUUGCCAACCUGAUUCAGACUGGUGGGGCCGGGCAAGUGCCGGAAGGCGGCAUGAAGAAUUGGUCGGCAGAUUCACGAUCCAAUCUGGCAGCUGCCGCGGCGGCAGCCGGGUCAACUGGCAACCUGUCGAAUGCCGCCCGCAGAUUGGCCAGUGCUGGACGUAUGGAAUCUCUACUUAGGUCACUGUCGAGUGCUGGAAAUCUUGGCAAUGAACUAGGUGGUGGCAGUGGGGACGCCAACAAGAACACCACCGAACGCGCCAGUGGAAACUCCAAUGCCAACUUUAGCAGCUUACUUCAGAGCAUGCAAAGCAACCUGAACAACUUUGGUGGCGGUGGGGGUAGCACAACAGACUUUCUCAACGCCGCGAGUGGCAACAGUGCAGGUCGAGACGGCGAGUCGGGGGGCAACGCCAACAACAUGGCAAGUGCUGUGUCGUUGGCCAACUUGUUGCGACCCACUGAUUCCUCCACAGGAUUGACUGCUCUGAGAAUGCAAGAGGGUCUCAACCAACGCAACUCGAGCGUAGAUGAUUUCCUGAGUCUUGUGGCAGCCGGUGAUAUCCCUCAUCAGGAUCCUUCGUUGCUGAACAUUCCCCUGAUGCAGCAACAAGCAGCCGCAGCCGGCGGUGAUCCGCAGGCCGCUGCGGCCUUCCUCGCGCAGCGCCAACUACUUGCCAAGGCCGCCCAAUCAAGGUCCUUUCAAAACCUCGCUGGUGGUGGGAAUCCUUCCGCGGGUAAUUUGAAUUCGUCUUCCUCCGCCGCUGCAUUUGCCAUGGCAGCUCGUGGCCGCGAUGAGUCUUCCAACCAGCUGAAACGGAAGUUGCUAGAUUUAGAAGGCGUGUUCGAUGGCCAGGGCCAGAACAAACGAUGAGUUUGGCAGUGGCUCCCGGCAUACCGUACCACUACAAUGGCUACAUGAUCCUUGCAUAUUUCACUUCACUCCACUCGGCUACGUUUUUCAUUAACCCCUACUUCUAGAUGUUGUCAAUGAAUAUUCUAUAUACGAUGUGAACUCUUGGUAC
Seminavis robusta is the source of this 2720-nucleotide messenger RNA. The record is from the annotation of a GenBank genome assembly. Lineage: Eukaryota; Bacillariophyta; Bacillariophyceae; Naviculales; Naviculaceae.